ACCACUCUCGUCCAGUCCAGUCCAGUCCACCACACUAGCUAGGCGCACGCUCUGCCUUUGCGGAUAUCAUCAUAUCCAUCCUUUCCGCCGUAUAAAAAUCCCCUCCCGGCACCUCCGUCGCCGCCGCCACAUGGACUCGCCUCCUCUCCUGCCGUCCAAGGCCGACCUCUCGCUCACCCUGGCGCCGGCGGCGCCGUCCGUAGGCAUGGCUGGAGCGGGAGCGGGAGCAGGAGCGGGAGAUGGCGGCGGAGCCGGCUCCUCGUCCGAGUGCGUCGACGGCAAGGACGUGCGCCUCUUCCCCUGCCUCUUCUGCAACAAGAAGUUCCUCAAGUCGCAGGCGCUGGGCGGCCACCAGAACGCCCACAAGAAGGAGCGCAGCAUCGGCUGGAACCCCUACUUCUACAUGCCCUCCACGUCGCAUCACGCCCACGGCAAUGCCACGGCGCCGGCAGCAGGCGCCAACUCGUCGUCCGGGCCCUACGGCGGCGCCGGCGCGCCCAACUCGCCCGGGGCGUACAGCAGCGCUGGCGCCGCCGUGGGCUCUACCGCGUCCGGCGUGGCAGGUGGCGGCCUCCCGGCGCACGCGUACACGAUGAGCAGCCGCGCCUACGCGGCCCUGCCGACGACGUUCCCCAUCGCCUCCCACAGCUCCUACAUGGUCGGCUCGGACCGGCCCCCGCAGCAGCAGCAGCAGCACUACGCGCCGCCGGAGGGCGCAGCCGCGGCCGGCGAGCUGUACAGCGGCCUGCAGGCGUCCCGCUUCGCGGCGCACAACCCGCAGCUGUACACGAGCGCCACGGCCAGCAGCGGGCGCGCGCUGAUGAGCGCGGCGGACCAGCCGGGCGCGGGGCGGGACGAGCUGAUCGACAUGCUCAACUGGAGGCGGGGCUGCCACGGCCCCACGGCCUCCGCGGCCGCCACCACGCCGUCCCCCGCCAGCACCACCACCACCCUCACGACCUCCGGCGGCAACAACGGCGACGCCGAGGAGGAGCUCGACCUCAACCUGAGCCUAUGAUAACUAGCUCCAUGACAAGGUGAAGCCGUCGCCACGUACCUCCAGUCCCUGCUCCUCUACCCAGCUGCCUGCCUGUGUGCUACUGCUACCACUCAUCACGACGUACGUACGCCAACACCAACACCAACGCCUCGAUUAGCGCUUCAAUUAGGGAUGUCAAUUAAUUAAUUCCUCGAACGAUUCCCAGUCUCAUGUAUGUUAAUGCUAGUGAGUCCAGUCGUACCCCCUGUAAUCCAUCCUCUCCUCUGAAUUUUCUUCUUUCUUCUUCUUCUUUUGUUCAUUUCUCGAUGCGACCUCCGGUUCUUGGCUGCGUCGAGUUUAUCUUUACUGUAGCUUUGCUUGGUACUAGUGGCAACCGGAUCGAAUGAAGGAUGUUGGGACCGGUUGCCGGCCACCAGAGCACGUGAUGAGGUCGAGUGCCUGGAUUCGUCAGUUGUGUGGGCGACGGACAUGGAUGGCCGUGUUAAUGAAUGUUUCGCAUCAGUGGCGCAGUCGCAUCUGCCUAUCAA
This is a messenger RNA of Lolium rigidum, 1527 nucleotides long. Its product is annotated as fibroin heavy chain-like. The record is from RefSeq and is a predicted model, not a curated record. The transcript has a single exon. Bases 131 to 1018 code for a protein of 295 amino acids. NCBI's taxonomy places the organism in Eukaryota, Viridiplantae, Streptophyta, Magnoliopsida, Poales, Poaceae. Gene Ontology annotation, molecular function: DNA-binding transcription factor activity.